CAUGACCUUCAGAGGCUGUUCAGCACUACUCUCUCUCGACUCGACCAUAUACUCUGUACCCCUCAGGUUUUGCUUCGCCAUAAUAUAGUCAUCACUCGACGCCCAGAUACUCUACAGGCUUUCAACAGUGAAGUAUGAUUGAAACGCGUCUUACGAAGUUGCUAGGGAUUCGGAUACCUAUCGUGCAAGGAGGAAUGCAAUGGGUCGGCUUGCCUCCCCUUGCUGGAGCAGUAUCGAAUGCCGGAGGUCUGGGUAUUCUAACUGCGCUCACUCAACCGUCCCCCGCCGCUCUCCGCGACGCCAUCAAAGAGACACGGAAAAUCACGAGCAAACCCUUCGGCGUCAACAUCACUCUAUUGCCGAGUAUCAAUCCACCGGACUAUGAAGGGUAUGCAAGAGCGGCUGUGGAAGAAGGCGUAAGGAUAUUCGAGACGGCGGGAAAUAACCCUGGACCCUUGAUCAAAUACUUCAAAUCACAAGGAUGCAUCGUCAUUCACAAGUGUACAACUAUUAGGCAUGCGAAGUCCGCGGAACGCAUGGGCGUGGACGUUCUUAGCAUUGAUGGGUUCGAAUGCGCCGGUCACCCCGGGGAAGAAGACAUCGGCGGCCUGAUCCUACUUGCACGAGCGUCACACGAACUGAAGAUUCCUUAUAUCGCCUCUGGUGGAAUCGCGGAUGGUCGUGGGCUCGCAGGCGCGCUGGCAUUAGGAGCAUCGGGUGUGAACAUGGGAACGCGCUUCAUGUGCACCGUAGAGAGCACCAUACACCAUAAUAUCAAGGAGAGGAUCGUCGCUUCCACUGAGAAAGACACUGUACACAUCUUCCGUACCCUUCAUAACACCGCUCGCGUUUUCAAGAACAAGGUAUCAGAAGAGGUCGUCGCGCUUGAACGGAGGCCCGGCGGGGCCAAGUUCGAGGACCUUCGGGAGCUGGUCUCGGGUGCUCGAGGACGCCAGGUGUAUGAGAAGGGCGAUCCAGAUCUCGGGAUUUGGAGCGCGGGCAUCACAAUGGGUCUCAUUAAUGAUAUUCCGACCUGCGAGGAGCUUUUGGUGAGGAUGGAGAGGGAGGCGGAGGAGAUCAUCGAAGGUUUGGGGAAUUUGAAGAUCUCCAAGGAGAAGGCAAAGCUGUAGGUUUGUAUUCGGAAGAUAGGACUCUGACCGUCAUCAUGUAAUUUUCCUAUUCCUUUCUAUAUCAUGAGUUGCGCCCAAGCAUCAAC
Molecule: messenger RNA, 1216 nt
Organism: Stereum hirsutum FP-91666 SS1
Lineage: Eukaryota; Fungi; Basidiomycota; Agaricomycetes; Russulales; Stereaceae
Product: inosine monophosphate dehydrogenase
Exons: 11
Coding region: 135-1130 (331 amino acids)
Molecular function (GO): nitronate monooxygenase activity
Source: RefSeq, a predicted model, not a curated record